Messenger RNA from Petromyzon marinus (sea lamprey), 3899 nucleotides. It is a transcript of the gene PITHD1, whose product is annotated as PITH domain containing 1. Lineage: Eukaryota; Metazoa; Chordata; Hyperoartia; Petromyzontiformes; Petromyzontidae. The record is from RefSeq and is a predicted model, not a curated record. Gene Ontology annotation, cellular component: nucleus.
UGAGAGGGUGCGCGCGCUGCAGGAGGUGGUUGCGGUAAUUGUUGUUGUUGUGGUGGUUGUUGUGGUUGUUGUGGUGGUGGUGGUGAUCAACACCGGUGACGAUUAGCUGACACGGUCCUGAAGCCUCCCCUAGGUCGACUCUGCCUCAAAUGAGUACCCGGUGAGUGAUGGCAGGACACGGACACGGACACGGCCACGGCCCCGGUGGUGGGCACUGCGAGGCGGAGAGCCACGAGGAGGAUGCGGAGAGAGGCGUGCAGUACGGACUCUUCCUGAAGAUCGACCGCGACCGGCUCGAGUGCCUCAACGAGCAGCUUGACGGCUCGGGGAAGCAGGUCUUCCGGCCCUGGGAUGAGCGGAACGACCGGAGCAGAUUUGUUGAAAGCGAUGCGGAUGAGGAGCUGCUAUUCAACAUCCCGUUCACUGGGAAUGUGAAGCUGAAGGGGAUUGUGCUGAUCGGGGGAGAAGAUGAGUCUCACCCUGCGGAGAUGAGACUUUUCAAGAACCUGCCACACAUGUCGUUUGAUGAUACGACACGGGAACCCGACCAGGUGUUCGGCCUCCAGCACGACGACACGGGCCUGCUGGAGUACCCCACCAAGAUCGCGCGCUUCUCCAGCGUCUACCACCUCUCCAUACACAUCUCCCGCAACUUUGGCGCGGAAGCCACGCGGAUCUACUACAUCGGGCUGCGGGGAGAGUGGAUGCAGGCUCACCAGCACAAGGUGACCCUGUGCACAUACGAGGCCUCGGCCAAUCCAGCCGACCACAAGGUCGACCUCUUCACCCCUCAGACCCACUACAUUUCCUGAAGGCCUGCGGGCCUGCUACGCAUUCGCUACGGAAAUCCUCUGAGCGGCAGUAAACUACGCGACCCCCCCCCCCCCCCUUAAUUUGUUAUGAUUCACGUUCCCAGUGAUGACAUUCCACCACAGUGUCGUCGUCGUCGCUGGGAAACGAUGUGGCUCCGCUUCGGUCGGUCAUUGCAGGUGAUGCCAUGCGCUGUGUUUGUUUUGGAUUGGCGUGGUUCGCGCCGAUUGUGACCAUCUCGGACAGAAUUCUGCCAGUUACACGUCGAGUGUAUUGUGUUAUAGCAGCCUCGCUGGAAGUGUCGAUUUAAGGUUUAAGUUAUUAAUCAAGUUCUAGUAUUUUUUUUUUCUUUUGCGGUAGACCCCCUUCCCCAUUAACCGCACUACUUCCGGGAACUUGCACAGAUGGGCAUUUUUUAGCGAUUCUCUUAGCGGAUAUAAGAUUGGCCAUAGAGGAUGAGAGCGGGGCAGGGAGUGAGAGAGGGGGGUUGCCGGUGAUGGGUAUGUAUGAAUGGUUUGAUACGGUGAAAAAUAAAUGUACUACUGGGUUUGCGUAGUUUGUGAUCGGGUUGUGCGUGGGGUUGGUCAUGUGCGUGUUUCAGUGCACGUGCGGUUGGAUGCAUGUACGGUUGACAGCCUGAAUGGUGGAAUGCAUUUACGAACGAUUGACUGCAAAAACGCUUGUGUGUUUGGAUGUGUGUGUAUGUGGUUUAGCACGCGUGGUUGACUGAAGCAUGGGUAAUUGACAAUCUACCGUCAAGUAAUUUUUCAUCCGUUCAUUCAUAUUCAGAUUUGAGUAAAUUUCUACAUGUUUGGUAAUUCUUUCCUUCAAUAGUUUUAAUUAGGACAGACAUCUUUUUCACAAAGUACUACCAAUACGUUUUUGCUCAUUUGUGCAAAACAAAGCCACUCCUUAAAGAUUAUGGCUAAGACUAGCAGAUAUGUGACCCAGUGUUGACCAAAGAUGCUGUUUAACAUCUUGAUAUUUUACUGAUCAUGGCAUCUUGGUUUUAAGGCGAUAAAGCAAGUUAUCGUUGAGGUUUGUGUAAAAACGGCUUUAACGAAGUUGCCCAAGGCAAAGCAGAGUUAACAUGUUGAAUGAAGCACAGCCCAAAACAUCUCUCUUGUACCUACACAAAAAAACAGGUUGCGCUAGGCUGUCCAACAUGAGUUGGAAGUUUUGUUAAUGAGAAGCGAGGAACCAUACUCGUGGAUUUCUGUAAUGCUCUCCAACAUAUGAUUGUCCUCAGGUGUAUUUAAUUCCACACUGACUAGCGUGGUGUGAGACAUCGCUGUGAGAUGACGUCGUGGGUAGUUGAGGUCUGUGUGUGACAUCGUCGCCUCGUCUAUUCAGCGCUGGAUCUUUAAUGCCAAGUUUAUUGCAACCCUUUUGAUCAAUUUUGAUCGUUUUUUUCUGGAAAAGUUUGUCAUAACAAUAUAACUUUAUUAUGGAAUGUUAUUUAAAUUGGAUCCUGUAUAGGACAACUAUUGUGAACCCCUCCGCAAAAAAACACAAACCCCUCUCCUGUGACAGACACAGAUGGAGGCCAUGAAGUAUCCACCAUUAAUGUCGCCGUACUUUUUGGUACAGCGUCACUAUUGACAUCACUUUGGGCACACCUCCAAAGUCGACUUAAACUCUUCGUUUCUCAAAUUCAUGUUGGAGAGCCCGGAGCACACAGCGGAGGUGUUUUCCAGAGAAGAAGAAGCCCGUUUCAUGUUCUCUGUUAUCCUUUAAACCCGACGUGAAGGUGGCACACUCCUGUCCUAAAAUAUGUACUGCGCUUAAAAGUGCCGCACGGCUAAUUCAUUGUCUUGCACAGCUACGUCAAAAGGCUCAAAAUACUUCUCUAAUCUUCCACCUGAUCCUACAUUUUUGUCUGCCACUUACGGCUAUACACUUGAGGGUACUUGUUUUAGCGAGUUGAUUGUUGACCCUUUGUGAGUCUCUGGAUGCUUGGAACGAAACCUCGUUUGUGAAAACCUGGCUUUUUAUUUGAAUUUGGAUGCAGCAAAAAGUCCCCUGCAGUCCGCUGACUACGUGUGCGUUUUCUGCUGACGUUUUGGUUGGAGUCAACAGCCACCAGGCCAGUGACACUGUGGCUUAGAGUGCCCGACUCAAGCAAAAGGUUGUGAGGGUUUAAAAUCCCCGCAGGGGUUAUUGGGGGUGCAAACUCAGCAUUGCAUUAAUCUGGGUGUUAACAAUGAGUACUGCUUUUUUUGUUGAAAAGUUAGGUGGUUUAACCCAUGGUUCAACUGUCCCCCACCAAAGUAACGUGAAAUUUGCAGCAUUGGUUUUGAAUUGUAAAUGAAGAUGAGCACUGCCCCCUUACUCGUUUGAGUCAGGUGACACUUCGGGCUUUUUCAGUCAGAGGUGAUUCGAAUAGCACGUACAAUGUCAUGUUACUUGAGGCGUAUACUGAUGUGAUACAAUGUUACGACUUAAGCAAAAUUGUCCAACGCAUUCGGCUCAAGGCACUUUGAAGACGGAGUGAUCAAUUUAACUCGUGUGUAGGUGCUAGAUGGAAUGUUACAUCACAGGACAACUUGGCAAAGCCUUCAUCCAUCCAGCAUUGUAUUGAUCGUGGCCAAUGAUGAUUAUUGGAUGGGUCACUGCAAAGGGCCUGUGUUCAUGUUUUCUUAAGCACAAAUAUUUUAAACCUGCUGUAACAACCAAACCAACCAAGGUGGAUUAAUUUCUUUAAAGUUGAUGUCACCAGUCAAGUUGCGAACAAUGGGAAAAUAUCAUCUCGACAAUGAGUUUUUUUUUAAUUUCUACAAUGUGUGACGUUUAUUUGUUCUCUUAUAGCAACAGGCUCCUGUUUACACGAUCACACGACGGUAUAAUUGGGGAUGUCGUAGCCUUACAUGCGUGGAAGCCUUAAGCGCUGCUGCCAUACUUGUUUGCACUGUUUGUACGUAAACAUGCGUGACUCCGUGUGUGCUUGCAAAGCCAUGAAUGUAUACACGAUUACACGUGGGUGUUUGCAAACGUCCACUGGACUGUGCUUUUCUCUCCACAGGUGUGUAUUAUUAAUGGUUUGUAAGAGGGAGAAAAGCCGUGGAAUAAAUGUGCUCUGCAGAAAUGAA